ACCAAGGCUGCUUCCUUCUCCUCCUUCUAGGGAGCGCCCCCCCAAGAGCAGGUUGAAGGGGAGAAGCAGCCCCAGGCGGAGGGAAGGGGUGCUGUGUGAAGAGGCGCCGCUCCCCACCUUCAAGUCUUGCGGCGCUGCGUAGCCGCGGGGGGCAAGACAUGCGCUGCUCCCCCAUGCCCAGCCUCGCAGCCGCUGGCGCCCGGAGAGGAGAAACUGCGGAGCCCACACCUGCAAACUCGCCCUAGAAGUCUCAGGGUGCGGCGGGGGGCCCCUCCCAAUUCCCCACGGCCUCCACCUCUAGGCGGGUGGUCUGAGCCCCUGUCCGGGGACCUGUGCCAAUGACCCUAGUGGUGGUUUCGCUUUCUCCUCUCACGGCGGUGUGAACGUGUGUCCGCAGCGUGAUGGGCAACCAGGUGGAGAAACUGACCCACCUAAGUUAUAAGGAAGUUCCCACUGCCGACCCGACGGGCGUGGACCGGGACGACGGGCCCCGCAUCGGGGUCUCCUACAUCUUCUCCAAUGACGACGAGGACGUGGAGCCGCAGCCGCCGCCCCAGGGUCCGGAUGGCGGUGGCGGCGGUUUGCCCGACGGCGGGGACGGGCUGCCGCUGCCCUCGCCGCAGCCCUAUGACCCGCGGCUGCACGAGGUGGAGUGCUCCGUGUUCUACCGCGACGAGUGCAUCUACCAGAAAAGCUUCGCGCCGGGCUCCGCGGCGCUGAGCACCUACACGCCCGAGAACCUGCUCAACAAGUGCAGGCCUGGCGACCUGGUGGAGUUCGUGUCGCAGGCGCAGUACCCGCACUGGGCUGUCUACGUGGGCAACUUCCAGGUGGUGCAUUUGCACCGGCUGGAGGUGAGCAACAGCUUCCUGACGGACGCGAGCCAGGGCCGCCGCGGCCGCGUGGUGAACGAGCUAUACCGCUACAAGCCGCUGAGCCCCAGCGCCGUGGUGCGCAACGCGCUGGCGCACGUGGGCGCCAAGGAGCGCGAGCUGAGCUGGCGCAACUCGGAGAGCUUCGCCGCCUGGUGCCGCUACGGCAAGCGCGAGUUCAAGAUCGGCGGCGAGCUGCGCAUCGGUAAGCAGCCCUACCGGCUGCAGAUCCAGCUCUCUGCGCAGCGCAGCCACACGCUCGAGUUCCAGAGCCUGGAGGACCUGAUCAUGGAGAAGCGGCGCAACGACCAGAUCGGGCGCGCCGCGGUGCUGCAGGAGCUCGCCACGCACCUGCACCCCGCCGAGCCGGACGUAGGCGACAGCGACGCCGCGCGGACUACGCCGCCUCCCGGGCGCCCCCCCGCGCCCGUCCGGGAGGAGGGGGCCCGAGAGGCGGUGGUUCACUGACGGGCGAGCUGAGAGCGGAGCCGUGUGAGGGAGCUGUUUGUAGCAGCCGCUGCUCCCUCCCUCCUCUCACUCCCUCCUCCACCACCUUCUGGGCCCCAUCUGGGCUCCUGGGCCAUUUGGAAAACGGAGAGUUGGCGAAAAGCGCAGCCAGCUGUGGCUUGAGUUUGUUAUCUUGGACGGAGGAGGAAGAGGGAGCAGGUAGGAGCACUUUGGCCGGGGGCGCUUCUGGGCUUCUUGCCCGCCGGCUCAAUCUGUCUUCCUUUCCCGAGGUGAGGCACACUGCGGACUUGCCAGACACUUAAUCCCUGCUGGACUUGGGUCCAAAAAUCGACGCCUCUUAUGCACUUAGGGGUGGAGAGAAGUUCAGAGUACCAAUGCCUGCUGUUGCCUUCCGACCGCUUCCCCUCCUACCGUGGGCUUGCAGGAUGCCCUGUAGUAAAGCCAGAGCAGGUUUGUAGUGCUGUUGCCUCGAAAGAGCAGUGUGAGGGAUCCGGGAAGCUGGGGUGAUUGAUCCUGCGGUUUUUCUGGGGUGCAGGGCUGGUAAACCCAGGACCAGGUCUGGGAGUCGCAGACUGAAAUCGAGCAGCCCCUGUGAAGUGUAGCAAGUAGUUGAGAGUAAACUUGGGCUACAAAACAAAGAUUUUGCUCCUUGCCCCCUCCCCAUCCCCAAGCGAUUUGUCUUCUGGAGCUGGCUUCCAGCUGAGUCUCCUGGGCCAUCGCCACUUCCCAGGUUACCUGUAAAUCAUUGUCAGGGGCCAGCUAAAGGAAGGAUUCAAUUUUGGUUCUGUUUUGCUGCCUUUGUUUCUCGCUUGCUAUCGUAGGCACUUACAGCUGCGGUAUUCGUUAUCAAAGGAGGGAAUAGCCCUUUGUGUCUCUGAUCUAAUUAAGCCUGCUUGGCCGUGUUCAUCCCCAGGUCACACGGGAGGUUGGCUGCCGCCACCCCAUAAGGUAUCCACUACAGAAACAGCCAAACAGGGUUGCCCUGGCAGGAAUCAGUCCGUUUCCUCUCCAUUCCCCCACCUGACUCUCUUCCUGACUAGUGAAGGUACCUUUUUUUUUUUUUUAAUUUAAGGCUUUGGUGUGGUGGUCCUGUGAAUUUUUUUUUUUUCCUUCACUGCCUCAUCCCCCUCAGUUUUGUUUUGCUGGUGGUAAAAUCUUAGGCUUGAGGCAUAUUUCAGUGAUAGUUGUUUAUUUUGCUAGCCACACUCGAUGCAAUUUAAUUCAAGAUGUAAAGUCUUGCUAUAUUGCUGCAGUCUUCUUGUCGCUUGGAGAACACCCCUUCAGAAUGCUUUCUCAAUGAAGAGGGGUGACAGCAAUCAUAAAUAAGUGCAACCUGGUGUAGUCAGCGCCAGAUCUGGUGGCAGUCCUAAAGCAUGGAUUGGUGAGUGUGGGAUCUGUCCGAAGCAGGAUGGCUGAUACUAUUUGAAUCUGCUGCUGUGUUUGCUUUACUCUGAGGCUUUAAACAAUGUGUACAAUCUGUCCUUUGUUUUCAUGUGAGCUCUUUAAUGAUGUGUGCCCUUGAUUUCAAAAUCCUCCUGUGCUGCACAUUGGCAUUGCUAACGCUAUCUCAAAAGUUGAGUAAAGUUUCUUUUUUUUCUCUUGGGAAUCAUUAUAGAUUACACUGAAAAGUCAUUUUGUGACCCCAUUCUUACAGCUGGAGUAGACUCAUACUUGAGUGUUCCUCAGUGGUGGCCAUCCUCAGGCCUCCUGCCUGGAGAUCUUUAAAUCAAGGCAACAAAACUUGAAGGAUUUCCUUGUACACGUACUUUUUUUAAACUUGGGAAUUUGAGGCCAUAAUUUUUAAAAGCCUAGACCUUUAUAGCACCUCAACAUGAAAUUAUUUCAUUACAAGGGCAUUAGCUAUGUUCCCUGUUUUCACAGGAAUCCCCAAACGGGUCCUGUCACUGUUAAAGAUGAACCACACUCAGCCCUGGUCCAAGAAUUUGGAGAAGCGUCAGUCUCUUGUUGGAAAUGUUGAUCUAGUUUUCUUGUUUAAUAAUCUCUCAGUUUUGUGUUUAUAUUCUUUUGCUCAUGGAAAAGCGGAGCAAGGUAAACGUGGGUAAAGACAUUUAGGAGAGCCUUCUAGAUUUGGAUUGUCUUUUAUGUUUAACACAAUCAAGGGAAAGUUGCAUGUAAUGACAUUGUGCAGACAGCAAGAGAGAAGAACAGAGCCACUGUCUAGCAGCUCUGGGCUAGCCAGCCAGCUCUCUUUUCCACUGCCCGGUCUCUGUCUCCCUCCUUCACCCCUCAAUGGAAAGUGAAUGUCAUUGGUCACACCGAGGGACAGCAGUGACUCUGUUACAAACAGCUUUGUGAGAAAUCUCAACUUGAAGGAAGAACUCCUAUAUAAUCCAUAUCAGUAGUAGCAUUCUCCCUCUAGAGAAGAGGUUUUUGAUAACAGGGCCUGAAAAUGAUCUAGAAGAGGAAAGAUCUACUCCAGAUGCUGCUUUAUCACGUGUUUUUACAGGGUACCAGAGAUGUGAAGUACGUAAUGCUUCGGAACAGUGAUUCUGUUGGAAGUUUUAUUAGGGUCAUCAUGCUUAAAGUAAAGCACCAACCAGCCACUGAAGGUUGCAAGGAAAGGGGACUGAAUCAACUGUUGGCAUCUUUCUUGAAGAUGGCAGUGUUGUGGAUAAGAGUUUUUAAUGUCCAGGCAAUGGCUACAUCUGGCACUUUAAUAUAUAUAUAUAUAUAUAUAUAUAUAUAUAUAUAUAUUUAAUAAUUUUUGUUUCUCCUUAGGACUAAGAUUCUAGAACUGUUUUGUA
Mesoplodon densirostris (Blainville's beaked whale) is the source of this 4105-nucleotide messenger RNA. It is a transcript of the gene LRATD2, whose product is annotated as LRAT domain containing 2. The transcript is spliced from 2 exons. The record is from RefSeq and is a predicted model, not a curated record. NCBI's taxonomy places the organism in Eukaryota, Metazoa, Chordata, Mammalia, Artiodactyla, Ziphiidae. Bases 402 to 1340 code for a protein of 312 amino acids.